AGUAGUUCUACACUCUCCGGACUGCAUCGUCUGGCCUGCGUUGUGUACAGGCAGUCUCGUAAGGACAGACGCAAAGUCAUAGACUCUGGUGGUCUCCGUCGCCUCGACUCAACUCGAUCCAAAUCAACUCAACUCAACUCAGUUCAACUUGCUCAAUUCGACGCAACUCAACUCAACUCGACUCGACUCGACUCGACUCGUCUCGACUCAGGCGCUCAAUCGCAGAGGCAACCUACCGGACAGGGCACCGAAUUGUCAGCACCAGCGCCGUCGAGUCGGCCCGACCUCAGCGUCGGUUGUGCCCACUCGGUGCUCCAGGAAGUAGCCCGGCCCGUCGGUUUGUGUUGUCCCCGAGUGAACUUUGCCAGCACGCAUCUGUUGGAUAUAUAUACCCUCAGGAUGCCAUUUUGUCGGCAAGACGAAGAGACGAGUUGA
Molecule: messenger RNA, 435 nt
Organism: Protopolystoma xenopodis
Lineage: Eukaryota; Metazoa; Platyhelminthes; Monogenea; Polystomatidea; Polystomatidae
Source: the annotation of a GenBank genome assembly